AUGCCUCCAAAGUUUGAUCCAACUGAAGUUAAGUACUUGUACUUGAGAGCCGUCGGUGGUGAAGUUGGUGCUUCCGCUGCUUUGGCUCCAAAGAUCGGUCCUUUGGGUUUGUCCCCAAAGAAGGUCGGUGAAGACAUCGCCAAGGCCACCAAGGAAUUCAAGGGUAUCAAGGUCACCGUGCAGUUGAAGAUCCAAAACAGACAAGCCACCGCCUCUGUGGUGCCAUCUGCCUCUUCUUUGGUCAUCACUGCCCUAAAGGAACCUCCAAGAGACAGAAAGAAGGACAAGAACGUCAAGCACAGCGGUAACUUGCAAUUGGAAGACAUCAUCGACGUCGCCAAGCAAAUGAAGGACAAGUCUUUCGGUAAGAACUUGGCCUCCGUCACCAAGGAAAUCUUGGGUACUGCCCAGUCCGUUGGCUGCCGUGUCAACUACAAGAACCCUCACGACAUCAUCGAAGCUAUCAACGCUGGUGAGAUUGAGAUCCCAGAAAACUAA
Messenger RNA from Lachancea dasiensis, 498 nucleotides. Lineage: Eukaryota; Fungi; Ascomycota; Saccharomycetes; Saccharomycetales; Saccharomycetaceae. The record is from the annotation of a GenBank genome assembly.